CUUUCCGAGCCUCCUGGGGUGAUUGAUCCUUCUCUAAUGGAGCAGGAGACACCAGCUCAGCCCCCAGAGAAUCCUGAAGAGGCAGAACAUUCCCCAGCCCAACACCAGGCCCCAGCUCAGCCUACGGAGCAUCCUGAGGUGCUAAAACCUGCAACCCAGCAGGAACCCCCAGCUCAGCUUCCAGACCUUUUUGGAGAAGCCGAACCUUCUCCAACCCAGGAGGAAGCCUCAACUCAGCCUGCAGAGCCCCCUAAUGAGGUAGAAUCUUCAACCCAGCAGGAGGGUCCAGGUGAAGCCCAGCAUCCAGUGCUGUCCAACAUCACAGUUAACCCUGUGGAUCUGGAGGUUUUCAUAACUCCCCAGCCAACUAAGGAGCUUGAACAUUCUUCAGUGCAGCAGGAUGUCCCUGAGCAGGUCCAGGCUCAGCAUCCAAAAUUGACUGAAGUUAAAGUUCAACCUUUGGACCUAGGACUAAGCAUAAGUGCAGAACCCAUUACAGAGGUUGAAACUUCAACCACGGAAGAAACCCGAGAUCAGCCUUCAGAGCCGCCGAAGGAGGUUGAAGUUCAGCUUCGACUGUAUCAGGAAGUGACCUUUCCACCUCCGGGUCAGGAUCAAGCUCAUCAUCCAUGGUCACCUAAUGUAACAGUUCAGCCUUUGGACCUGGAGCUUACUGUAACUCCAGAACCCACUAUGGAGGUUAAAACUCUUAUGGCCUUAAAGAAAACUACAGCUCCUCCAAAGGACCUUGAGGUGACAUUUGCACAUCUAGAACAGGUUCAGGUUCAACAUCCAAGCUUAACUAAAGUCACUGUUAAACCUUUGGACCUGAUGCUUACCAUCACUCCAGAAUCCACUCCAGAGGCUGAACAUUCUACAGUCAUGAAUAGGACUACAGCUCCUCCUCCAAAGGAUGUUGAGGUGACACGUGCACAUCCAGAACAGACUCAGAGUCAGCGUCCAAACCUGACUGAAAUCACAGUUCCACCUAUGGACCUGGAAAUUACUGUAACUGCAGGAUCCAAGGUGGAGCUUGAACCUUCUCCAACCACGCAAGAGACCCCAACUCAGCCUCCAGUGCCACGUAAGGCGGUUGGAGUUGAAUAUCCAUUCCAGCAGGAAGUGAUAGUUCCAGCUCCAAGUAAGGAUCAGCGUCAGCAUCCAGCAUCACCCACCAUCCCAUUUGGUCCUGUGGACUUGGGGCUUACCCAAACUGCAGAACCUACAGAGGCUGAACAUUCUACAACCGUGAAGACUACGACUCCUUCCCCAAAGGACCUUGAGGUGACAGUUGCACCUCCAGAACAGGUUCAGAGUCGACAUGCAAACCUGUCUGAAGACAUGGCUCCACUUAUGGACCUGGAAAUUACUGUAAGUCAGCAACCAGAGUCACUUGGGACAGCAUUUCCUCCAACUCAGCAUUCAGUGUUGCGUUUUGUAAACUAUACCUCCCCAAAGGCAUACACAACUUUAACUGAGCCACCCGAACAGAAUGCCACCACAUACCUCAAACUGUGUGACCGCUGUACCUGCAAAGAUGAGAUGCUGUUGUGUAUCGGUCUCAGCCUGCAGCAGAGGCUCCGCAGCGUGCCCGUGCCAGAGCCGGACAGCUACAACCGCACCUUCACCAUCCUAAUUCUCAGUGAAAAUUAUUUGACUGAAUUAUAUAAAGACACAUUUGAAGGCCUGCUGUCUCUCCAGUAUUUGGAUUUAUCCUGCAAUAAAAUACAAUCUAUUGAAAGACGUACAUUUGAACCACUGCCUUUUUUGCAGUUGAUAAAUCUUGGUUGCAAUUUGCUGACAGAACUGAGCUUUGGAACAUUUCAGGCCUGGCAUGGAAUGCAGUUUUUACACAAGAUUCCCCGGCUUUUGGCUGGGCAAUCAAAGCCCCAAGCAAAUAACGCCCAAGUCCGCUUUAUCGCGGGAAUUCCUGACAAUGAUGCGUCCAGGAUUUUACCUACCCAUAUGGCCUGCUGUCUCUGCCAAUUUAAAACUACUAUUGAGGUUGUCUGCAAGACAGUCAAGCUGCACUGUGACAGUGAAUGUCUGACAAAUGCCGCACUUUGUGAUGAGGGAGAAUCUAUAAGGAAUGCAGGGUCAUUCAUGAACGUAUUGACAGCUCGGAAGAAGAGCACCAGCACUGAGAUGACUAUUGAGGCAGAGAAGGUGUCCUCAGAAAAAAAUGGUUCCAACCUCUCGUCCCCAGGUGAUCUGUUGGAAAUUCAGUUAAACCAGCAGCUACGGGCCCUCAUCCCCAACAAUGACGUGAGAAGGCUCAUUUCUCAUGUUGUCCGGACCUUGAAAAUGGACUGCUCUGAGACCCACGUGCGGCUGGCCUGUGCCAAGCUCAUCUCCAGAACAGGGCUCCUGAUGACGCUUCUCAGCGAGCAGCAAGAGCUAAUGCUGUCCAAGGCAGAGUGGGAUACGGACCAAUGGAAAAAUGAGAACUAUAUCAAUGAGAGCAAAAUUAGCUGCCCAGCCAAACCUGAGUUAGAACGGGACUGGCACAGAGAAUCUGCAGUCACUAGACCUUUAAAAAAAGAGUGUGGCUGGGGGUGGGGGCAGAAAUGUUGUUUGUACCUGUUCCUGCUGGCCGUGGGCCUCAGGCCUGGCCAGACACCUUCUCAGAGGCUCUGGAGAAGGGACAGGGAGGGCCAACAGUCUUGGCGGGAAGGGGCUAGUCUUCAAGGCUGA
This is a messenger RNA of Suricata suricatta (meerkat), 2694 nucleotides long. RefSeq names its product leucine-rich repeat-containing protein 37A2-like. The record is from RefSeq and is a predicted model, not a curated record. The coding region runs from base 37 to 2694 and encodes 885 amino acids. The transcript has 10 exons. Lineage: Eukaryota; Metazoa; Chordata; Mammalia; Carnivora; Herpestidae. Gene Ontology annotation, molecular function: protein binding.